This is a messenger RNA of Humulus lupulus (European hop), 1261 nucleotides long. Its product is annotated as tetraspanin-3-like. Bases 135 to 995 code for a protein of 286 amino acids. Gene Ontology annotation, biological process: auxin-activated signaling pathway. Gene Ontology annotation, cellular component: plasma membrane; plasmodesma. Lineage: Eukaryota; Viridiplantae; Streptophyta; Magnoliopsida; Rosales; Cannabaceae. The transcript is spliced from 2 exons. The record is from RefSeq and is a predicted model, not a curated record.
CAUUUAUAGUCCAGACUCCUCACUUUGCUUAGAGUAUCAGGAAAAACAAAAACUAAGAAGAAACUCUCUUUCUCUCUCCAAAACGCAUUUAGGCAAGCUUGUUUUCUUUUUCUCUCUAGAAGAAGAUAAAAAAAAUGAGAGCGAGCAACCACCUGAUUGGGCUGGUCAACUUCUUGACCUUCCUGCUCUCGAUCCCAAUCUUGGGCGGGGGAAUCUGGCUAAGCAGCCGAGCCAACAACACCGACUGCCUGAAGUUCCUACAGUGGCCGAUCAUAGUGAUCGGCGCUGCCGUUAUGGUGGUGUCACUCGCGGGAUUCGCCGGCGCGUGUUACCGGAACACGUUCCUGAUGUGGCUUUACCUAUUCGUGAUGUUCUUCGUGGUGGCAGCCUUGCUUUGCUUCAUAAUAUUCGCCUACGCCGUGACUGACAAGGGAGCGGGUCGGCCGGUGAUGAACCGAGCUUACUUGGAUUAUUACUUGCAGGACUACUCGGGCUGGCUGGAGGAGCGCGUAGCGGAUAAUAGUUACUGGCUUAAGAUCGCUUCUUGUGUUAGAGACUCCAAGGCUUGUGGUGCUAAGUUUGGAAGGUUCGUCAAUGGCGUCCCUGAGACUGCUGAUAUGUUUUACAAUAGGAAGCUUAAUCCCAUCGAGUCCGGGUGCUGCAAGCCCCCUACAGAAUGUGGCUACAGCUACGUAAAUGAGACAAUAUGGACGCCAGGAGGAGGAUUGGCGGGGACUAGUGCCGACUGCACCAGAUGGAGCAAUGAUCAAGCUCAACUUUGCUUUGGUUGUGACUCUUGCAAAGCUGGUGUCCUCGGCAGCAUCAAGAAGAGCUGGAGGAAAGUCUCUGUCAUUAACAUUGUGGUGCUUAUUCUCCUAGUCAUCUUUUAUGUCAUUGGCUGUGCAGCUUUCCGGAACAAUCGCCGUAUAGACAAUGAAGAAUCCACCGGCGAAACUCGUAUGACAAAAGCACAACCUAGUAGGAUUCAUUUUUAACUUUGUGACUGAAAAAGAAUGAUGUUUGGGAACUUUUGUCUAAUCCGUACCAGGUUUUGGCAAUCAAUUUAUAGGGGUGGUAUGAUGUAAUGUUAUGUAACGAUCAUGUCAAUGACUUGAAAUCUAAACCGUUGUUUUAGUUUGUCUUCUUUUUUACAUUAUUGGUCAUUACAUGAUUUUCCAGUCUUGUCUGUAUAGCUAUGUAUGUUGUACAAGUUACAUUUGGAUAACUAAAGAUUUGGAAAUGUCAAUUAGUGUUUUGAAAA